Messenger RNA from Pimephales promelas (fathead minnow), 3237 nucleotides. The record is from RefSeq and is a predicted model, not a curated record. Lineage: Eukaryota; Metazoa; Chordata; Actinopteri; Cypriniformes; Leuciscidae.
GUGAGCGUAAAUCCUCUUACACUUGGACGAAACCCAGGACAGAUUAAACCGCAACGCAACCAUCGCACCCGACCGGUGUGCCAGCAAACGCCGCUCUCUACCUCCUCUUCUCCUUCUACCUCACUCUUCUGUUUUCUUCUCUGCCUCGGCUCACAUGCACCUGCGCCCGCUCCAGACAGCGCUCCUGCCUCCUUUUCUUCUCGAGUGUUUCUUCAUCCUGCACUCUCUGCUCUCCUCCGCUGGCAGCGCUCCCAGUCUUCACCUCUCCCUCUACUGCUGCUGAUCUCUCUACUGCUGAGAUGACCAGGCUAAAAGCCUGAGGGAGGCAAGGGAAAUCAGAAAAGUGGAAAGGCAAAGAAUCAGGAAGAAAAGGAAAAGGAAGAAUAGCUUUUUUACUUAAGAGAAAGGCGGGUGGGGGGGUCAGAACUGUAGUAGUGGUGGAGGAGAAAGGGGCAGGGAGGAAGACGGAUAGGGAAGACUGCAUUCAGUCCAGAGGAAGACAAAGAAAGCAAAAGAAAGAGAGACUCAAGACUGAGGGCCCUGGAGAGAGAGGGUCAUGAAGGCUCUCCUGCUGUUGGUUCUGCCCUGGCUCAGUCCAGCAAACUAUACUGACAAUGUGGGCAACCUGCACAUCCUCUACUCAGAACUGUGUAAAGGAGCGUCACACUAUGGCCUCUCCGCAGAGAGAAAGCGGCGCUCUCAGGAGGGAGAUUGCACAGAUAGCACCUCAGAACUCACUGUGGCGGCACUGCCCGGGGAGGGAUGCCCCUCCUCUGCUAUUGCCCUCCUAUCAGACGAGCCUGGCCUGGUUAACCCCGCCUAUGAGCCCAGUAUGGAAGAUAACAGCCAAUCAGGGAGCACCACCAGCCUGGCAGCACGCAGCGGUUCCAGGAAGAGUGAGUAUCGCAACUUUGACAGAACUUCGGUGCGUAGUCGCUCUUUUCGGCGCCUGAAUCGAGCCUUUAGUGUCCUGAGGAGGACCAAGAGUGGGACAGCAGUAGCCAAUGACACCUCAGAGGAGCGUGACAACCUCAGAAACGCCAACAUACCACCAGAGGUAUUUGCAUUACCCCAGCUGCAUCAUCUAAUCCCUGAUGGUGAGCUCACCAGUAUUAAGAUCACCAGGGCAGAUCCUUGUGAACCUCUGGCUAUCAGCAUUGUCGGGGGCAAUGAGACGCCUCUAGUACGCAUUCUCAUUCAGGAUAUCUACCGAGAGGGGGUCAUCGCUCGGGAUGGAAGACUGCUACCUGGGGAUAUGAUCCUCAAGGUGAAUGGUAUAGACAUCAGUAACGUGCCUCACUGUUAUGCCGUGGCGGCUCUGAAGCAGCCCUGCACACUGCUGCGGUUGACCGUACUGCGCGAGCAGCGCCACCGUUACCGUUCCCACCACCACUCCCCCACGGAGGCCUUCCCCACACACACCCCCACCAUCCGGGAUGACAGCCUGCAUGUGGUCCUUGUUAAGAGGGCCCCAGAUGAACAGCUGGGCAUCAAGCUGGUGCGCAGGCCUGACGAACAUGGCGUCUUCAUCUUUCACCUGCUGGAGGGGGGGCUGGCCGCCCGAGACGCAAGGCUGAGGGUCGACGACCGUGUGCUGGCCAUCAACGGCCACGACCUGCGAUACGGCGCCCCCGAGCAUGCCGCGCUGCUUAUUCAGGCGAGUGAGGACCGCGUCCACUUCAUUGUGUCCCGCCAGACUCACAUCCCUACUCCGGACAUCCUACAGGAGGCACCAUGGAACAUGGAAGGGCCACCGCCCUACUCGCCUGUGGAUAUUGAGCAGUCUUUACUGGAUUCGUGCCAAAAGCCUGCGUGUUACGAGAAGACGGUGACUCUGUUGAAGGAGCCGCACGAUUCUCUCGGUAUGACGGUUGCCGGUGGGAUGAGCAGCAGAGGGUGGGAUUUGCCAGUCUAUGUCACCAACGUUGACCCCAAUGGAGUGGUGGGACAGGAGGGCUCGAUCUGCAAAGGUGACAUUCUUCUAAACGUGAAUGGGGUUGACCUGACGGGUGUGACUCGGAGCGAGGCUGUGGCUAACCUGAAGAACACCUCAUCCCCGGUGGUCCUGCGGGUACUAGAAAUGAGACCCCCUAAUGACAGCUCCCUGGACUGCAUGCCGCCCCUGCAUUCCCCCUGCGCUCUCUCGCCCUCUUCACCCGGAGACACCAAACUACCCCCGCCUAAUGAUGACUACGCCCCCCUCUGGGUGUCCUGGCUCCAGCUGCCCAGGCAUCUAUACUGCUGUAAAGACAUUGUCCUCCGCAGGAGCACGUCUGGCAGUCUGGGUUUCAGUAUUGUGGGUGGACAAGAAGAACUCAACUGUAACCAGUCCUUCUUCAUACGCUCUAUCGUAGAGGGCACACCGGCCUACAACGAUGGGAGGAUACGUUGUGGGGACAUCCUGCUGGAGGUGAACGCCAAGAGUACCUGGGGAAUGACACACACGGCUCUAGUCCGCCUACUCAAGGAGCUGAGGGGUCGGAUCACUCUCACCAUUGUUUCUUGGCCUGGCAGCCUGCUAUAGGACUACUCUGCAUGGGGGAGGGGCUUAUUACACUGACCCCACACUAGGGGGUGGAGCUUACACUACAGACCUUAUAAUGACAACAAAAAUGGUGGAUUUUCGAAUCUGAGACUUCCUUAAAAGGUUGGGCUUAAGACACGGACUGCCCCUCCAGGAGCAGGAAAUGAAACAUGGACCUCAUCCAGGUAGUAGGAGCUAAGACUCUAAACCUGAAGGCGAAGCCAACAACACAACUCCACCCACCAAGAAGCACGUUCGUCAGACUCCAAAACCAGGAGGCGCUUUCACAAUUGCCCUUUUGUCGAUCGGCAAGGCAUAAAUAUGACAUUUGUGCAUGAGAGGAGCAUCAUCUUGGUUGUAGACAGAAGGCGGAGCUCUAAAUCAGUACUGAAGGACAUGGGAGGGUCUAAAAACAAAUUCAGGAAGCACGGAGGAGUCGGAAACAGAUGUUAUAAAGAUUUUUGGCACUGUGCUCUAUGUAGUCAGAUUGUGUCACUCUAAUGUUGUUCGUAGAGGACGUUCAAGAUGCUGCACAUGAGAGGGGUUUCCUUGAGAAGCGAGGUGAAAGGGAUACUGGGAUAAGUAGGGUUUGGGCGGGGGACACACAUUGCCAAUUCCAUUAUAUUUACAUGUUAGAAAAUGCAUCGAAGUGGACGCACAUUCUUUACUAUAAACGUCGAUGUCUGAAAAGAUGAUAACGAAACAGAUUCAAG